CUCUGGGCUAAACUCUUUGUUUGGAGCUUCUUCUUCACUGAGUUAAGUGUUCAGGGACUGUAAAGGUGUAGACUUUAUAACGAAAUAUGCUGGUUAGUCUAGGUUUCUUCGUUGAAGAUUCUGUUUACAAUGUUGGGUUUGAUUCAUGUUCUUGAUUAUGCCAAAACUCAGUUCCUGGUUCAUCAUCAUCCUCUCUUGGUUCAUCAUCUCUUUCGAUUUCGUUGUGGUGUAAGAGAAGGGGCUUUGGAGAUUAGUUCCCAGUGGGGAGAAGAAGGAUAGUCACACAGGGUAAUAAGAGGAGAAGAAGCUGGUGGCAGAGGUUUUUCUUUGAUGAUAUGAAUGGGAACUGGCUUGGUUUUGAGGGACGACGACAUUGUUGAUGAGCCAUCUGAGCUUGCAAAGGAUGAUGAGAUGUCUGAUGAAGACAAGUUCGAGACUCGGAAGAGACGAGCAGAGGCCAUUGUGGAGCUGCGGGAAGGUCAGGAGGAGAGAUUGGGGAUAAUGAUUAUGAUGGUGAUGUGAGCAGGAAAUGGGAGGAUCGAAUUGUUGAGUCAGACGGUAGUUUAGUUGAGUCUUGGAGCCGAUGCUAUCUAUGCUGGUCUUGAGGGAAGUGACGACCAAUCAGAGCUUGAUGAGUUAACUGGUCCUGAGAGAGAGGGUUGGUUUAAAUGGUGAGGGAUAUGGUUUUAGGAGUAGAAGAGAAUAAGAUAUUCUAUACGAAGGAGACUGUGUUUUUGCUUAUGCAUUUUCAAAAUCUGCAACGGAAUUUUUAGCUCGUGCCCUUUUUAGGCAACAGGUAAUUUCUUUGUUUACUACAGUUAAGUUCCCCGGAUUAUUUCUCCAUUUACAUUUGUGUUAGUCCCCAGUUUGAUUGUUUGGUAUGUGUCUUUGCUUCCACAACUGUACCACUUGCUGGCUAGACGCUUUAAUGUGAGACGCAGUCAGAAGCUAGAAAUGGUGAAGGAACUGAACAGAAAAAAAGCUAGGUACCCUAGAUUGGCAAAUCUCCAUCUCUUUCUGAGGAUGAGUUAUGGUGGGAGGUUGCAGGCUUGGAGCUGAGAGAGGAGUGGAGAUUAGAGAACCGGAAAGCAUUUGCCAACAUAUGGUCUGAUAUGGGGUUUGGGAUUUCGCUGUUCGUUGCCAAUCAUUGGUAGCCUUGUUGAAAUUUACAGGAUGUAAGAUCAUAAACCACAUUUCAGACACAGAAAAAAACAUUUCUCAUCAUCCUUAUCACCGACAUAUUCAUGGGAUGGGUAAUGUAACAUCAAAUGUGGCGGCCAAGCUCGCCUUCUUUCCGCCUGAACCGGCUACAUACGGCAUAACGAAUGAUGAGGAGACCGGGAAGCUGGUCUUCUCAGGAGUCUCACCUGACAUGAACAUGGAAGUCCAUCAGCUCACCACAAAGUCAGGCAACAGAGUUGUGGCCACGUUCUGGAGACACCCUUUUGCUAGAUUCACGCUUCUUUAUUCCCAUGGCAAUGCAGCUGAUCUUGGCCAAAUGGUUGAGCUCUUUAUCGAGCUACGUGCUCAUCUCCGCGUCAACAUCAUGAGUUAUGACUAUUCAGGCUAUGGAGCUUCAACAGGAAAGCCGUCUGAGUUCAACACCUAUCAUGACAUCGAGGCAGUGUACAAUUGCUUGAGAAGCGAUUAUGGUGUAAAGCAAGAGGAGGUGAUUCUGUAUGGACAGUCUGUAGGAAGCGGGCCAACGUUGCAUAUGGCUUCAAGGUUGAAGAGGCUGAGAGGAGUUGUUCUUCACAGCGCCAUCCUCUCUGGCAUUAGAGUCCUGUAUCCUGUCAAAGUGACACUCUGGUUCGAUAUUUACAAAAACAUAGACAAGAUACGCCAUGUCAGCUCUCAAGUUCUUGUAAUACAUGGCACAAGUGAUGAGAUUGUGGAUUUGUCUCACGGGAAGCGGUUGUGGGAGCUGGCCAAGGAGAAGUAUGAUCCGUUAUGGGUGAAAGGAGGAGGGCACUGCAACUUAGAGACGUAUCCUGAGUACAUUCAGCACCUGCGCAAGUUCAUUAACGCAAUGGAGAAACUCUCUUUAACCAAUCCACCAUCCAAACAACUAGCCAAUGAGCCUAGUAUCACUGAAACUAAGCAUAAUCGGUGCUUGAGAUUGAGGAAAAGGUAGGAUUGGUUUUGGGGAGGUAAGUAGCAGAAUCAGAAGACAAUUGUGGUAGAGAUUCCUUCAUGUGCUUUCAACUCAGAAACUGCUCAAUGGGAUCUCUUCAGACCCAAAACCUUAUGCAGAGUCAUUUCCUCAGUGUGAUAAAAGAAACAAUGCUAAACACCGGCUCACAGACAGACAAUGGAGGAAGAAAGAUCAUCUAGGGAUGUAUUUACUCUAGAAUGUAGCUUUCUGUUCUUUGAUAUUCCUGUAAAAACAUGCAUUGUAACACUAAGUUUGGGGGUAGUGGACAACAUCAUUACUUGUGGUAGAAGCUAACAGAUUUAAGAUGUAAGAUAAAAUACAGAACCAACUUAGUGGCAGUGAAAGGGACAAUCAUAAUUAUGUA
Messenger RNA from Raphanus sativus (radish), 2519 nucleotides. RefSeq lists its product as uncharacterized. The record is from RefSeq and is a predicted model, not a curated record. The transcript has 9 exons. The coding region runs from base 1250 to 2134 and encodes 294 amino acids. NCBI's taxonomy places the organism in Eukaryota, Viridiplantae, Streptophyta, Magnoliopsida, Brassicales, Brassicaceae.